AUUUUUUACCCUCAUUUUGAUACCUCAUCAAAAUUGGGUACAUAAUUUGGUAGUGGUUAAUUCGUAACUGAUAAAUACAGUUUUCGGUCAUUAAAAAGUUUGGAAUGAGUGAAAUUGUGUUUUAAUACGAGGACAACUAAGUGCGCUGCUGAUUUAAACACAGUAUCAGUGUUUUUGGUGCAUCAUGACGCAGUAUUUGCCACCAAACUUGUUGGCAUUAUUUGCUCCACGCGAGCCGAUUCCAUUUUUACCUCCUCCGGAUAAACUUCCACAUGAAAAGAAGUCCCAAGGCUACGCUGGGGUAGGAUCUUUCCUGAACUUGUUUGAGGAUCCGAAAGACACUCCGCCACCAACACGAGUCGAAACAAGGGAGGAACGGAUUGAGAGAAGACGCCGUGAACGAGCGGAACAAGUAGCAUAUAAACUUGAACGAGAAAUCGCUACCUGGGAUCCCAAUCAGCUGGUGGCGGCUACGGAGGAUCCCUUUAAGACACUGUUUAUCGCACGAAUUAAUUAUGACACUUCGGAAUCUAAACUGCGUCGCGAAUUUGAAAUCUAUGGCAACAUUAAGAAAAUCAUACUAAUCCACGAUAAGGACAAUGGCAAGCCAAGGGGAUACGCUUUUAUUGAGUAUGAACAUGAACGUGACAUGCACUCCGCUUACAAGCAUGCCGAUGGUAAGAAAAUCGAUGGUAAACGAGUGCUGGUUGAUGUCGAGCGAGCCCGAACCGUGAAAGGGUGGCUUCCGAGGCGUCUCGGUGGCGGGCUCGGUGGAACACGCCGAGGUGGAGCCGAUGUGAACAUUAAGCACUCGGGCAGAGAGGACAACGAGCGCGAACGGGAGCGCUAUCGGCUGGAGCGCGAGCGAGAGGAUCGCGAUCGGCGUGAACGGUUCGAGCCAAGAUUCGAACGGCGUCGUUCACGAUCUCGCGAACGCGACCGUCGUCGGCGGAGUCGUUCAAAGGAACGACGCCGACGACACAGCCGAGAACGGGAACACGAAGAACCCGAGCGUAAGGAGCGCUGGGAGAAAGAGCGGGAACGUAGUCGUGAGAGAGAUCGCGAGCGCGAUCGUGACCGGGAACAGCGGGAUCGCGAUCGUGACCGUGAGCGGGACAAGAAGCGAAGGCGUUCGCGUAGCCGGUCACGGGAUCGCGAUCGCGACCGCGCCGAAAAGAAACGCGACAAGCGAGACAAGGACCGAGAUCGGGAGCGCAAGGAGCGUAAGCCAGAGUUCCGCGAGGGAGAGAUUAAAAUCAAGGAGGAACCCUUGGAUGAUUAUCCCGAUUACAGCGCCCAGUAUCCGCACUAUCCUGCCCAGGUCAAAAACGAAGACGGGGAGGAGGAAAAAUAUCGACCUCACGAUCACGAGGAGGAAAAUGGUGGUGGUGGUGGUGGUGCCCCGCGAACGCGAACCGGCGAAAACGGUGCUCGCUAUAAUGCGAUGCCACAUGAUGAAAAUGCGUAUGACGACAGAUACGGAGGUUAUUAGGGUUGGGAUGUUUGAGGGAGUUUCCGUUUUUCUAGGGUGCGAUUAUGUGUUUCCUCAUUUUUGGCUAAUAACGUUCGGAUUCGCUAAAUGGUGGACAAUGACCCCACAUUUUUAACUAUUCUUCCAUUAUCCGACAUCUCUUGGAACAUUUUAGCUUAGUAUGAGUAAAAAAACAAAAAGCAAACGUCGCUUUUCUCUUCCAGACGAAAUGACUGGAGGAAUUCUAGCAAAAUAAUUUAUUGUAUUUCAAAGAAAGAGUACCGGUAAUAGGCCAAUAAGCAUUAUGGCAAUAGCGGAUGCGAGAACAGAGCACUCUUUCCUAUGAAAGAGUGCUCUGUUCUGUUUUAGGGUCUAGGUGGGAAAAUAUUCGAGCACAAGAAAACUCAACUUUAUGUAAUUAUCUGCCAAAAGAAAAAAAUUUCGUAUUCUUUUUUUUUUAAAUUUCAUCUUCUAUUAAAUUAAGCGUUUGAGAGAAACACCAUUAAAUUGGCCAGAAAAAGUAGUGUGCUCCAAAUUAAGUAAGUACUAAAUAAAAACACAUCAGUGAUAAAUGCGA
Messenger RNA from Toxorhynchites rutilus septentrionalis, 2048 nucleotides. Its product is annotated as U1 small nuclear ribonucleoprotein 70 kDa-like. The record is from RefSeq and is a predicted model, not a curated record. Gene Ontology annotation, biological process: mRNA splicing, via spliceosome. Gene Ontology annotation, molecular function: mRNA binding; U1 snRNA binding. The coding region runs from base 185 to 1492 and encodes 435 amino acids. The transcript is spliced from 6 exons. Lineage: Eukaryota; Metazoa; Arthropoda; Insecta; Diptera; Culicidae. Gene Ontology annotation, cellular component: precatalytic spliceosome; U2-type prespliceosome; U1 snRNP.